UGGCGCCAGCCACGUUGGACGCGGGGCAUCCCUGCCUAGAGGCCACUCCCGGCCCCACAAUGCACUGCGAGGCGCGUCACUCGGAGCGGCCCGUCCAGGCUCGACAGGUCCUCUCUGUGGGUUGAAAUGUCUGUGAUUUUGUCUGCCUCAGUUGUUCGUGUCAGAGAUGGACUGCCACUUUCUGCUUCUACUGAUUAUGAACAGAACACAGGAAUGCAGGAGUGCAGAAAGUAUUUUAAAAUGCUUUCAAGAAAACUUGCUCAACUUCCUGAUAGAUGUACACUGAAAACUGGACAUUAUAACAUUAAUUUUAUUAGUUCUCUGGGAGUGAGCUACAUGAUGUUGUGCACUGAAAAUUACCCAAAUGUUCUCGCCUUCUCUUUCCUGGAUGAGCUUCAGAAGGAGUUUAUUACUACUUAUAACAUGAUGAAGACAAAUACUGCUGUCAGACCGUACUGUUUCAUUGAAUUUGAUAACUUCAUUCAGAGGACCAAGCAACGAUAUAAUAAUCCCAGGUCUCUUUCAACAAAGAUAAAUCUGUCUGACAUGCAGAUGGAAAUCAAGCUGAGGCCCCCUUACCAAAUUCCCAUGUGUGAACUGGGGCCAGCCAAUGGAGUAACAUCUGCAUUUUCUGUUGAUUAUAAAGGUGCUGGUAAGAUUUCCUCCGCUCACCAGCGACUGGAACCAGCCACUCUAUCAGGGAUUGUGGCAUUUAUCCUUAGUCUUCUAUGUGGAGCUCUAAAUUUAAUUCGAGGCUUUCAUGCCAUAGAAAGUCUCCUACAGAGUGAUGGUGAGGAUUUUAACUACAUCAUUGCGUUUUUCCUUGGAACAGCAGCCUGCCUCUACCAGUGUUAUUUACUUGUCUACUACACCGGCUGGCGGAAUGUCAAAUCUUUUUUGACUUUUGGCUUAAUCUGUCUAUGCAACAUGUAUCUCUAUGAACUACGCAACCUCUGGCAGCUUUUCUUUCAUGUGACUGUGGGAGCAUUUGUCACUCUGCAGAUCUGGCUGAGGCAAGCCCAGGGCAAGGCUCCCGAUUAUGAUGUCUGACAUUCUUCAGAUGUGUUGCCUUGGCUUCAGGGGAAAAGGAGGGGACAUAUCUUAACUGCCACUGUGAUGAAGAAACCAGUCACCACAAAUGAGAAGCUCUGUAUUCGUUUUCUCCAAUUUUCCUGUUUCUAAAUCAGCAUAGCAUGCCUGUGAGCAUGCAAGACCUCGUAGGGAAGCUCUUCUCUGAAGAAUUUCGGCAGUGAGCUUGUAGAGAGGAAGAGGAGGAGCCUUGUCUCUUCAUAGCCAUAAGAAUGGAAGACGUCAGACUCUACCAGAAGACCUGGCUAGCUGUCCUGAGUCCUCACCUGAGCUCAGUCAAAACAACGGCCUGGAAUUGCUGAGGACCAAGCAGGCACUGCACUCGGAGUUUGCCUUCGUGAGGCAUCACUAUAGACCAAAUAAAAAGAUGCUGCAGAAAUUGGAACGUACAUGUUUUGAAACAAAAGAUUGUGCUAAAUAUCAGAUUAUUUGUAUAUUUAUCGUAGUAAGAUUUUAGGAGUUCAGGGUGGUGUAGAACUGGGUGUAUUGCUUUUCUGGUUUUGCCCAAGUCCUAACUCUGGAAAUCACCUGAUACAGGAGAAAGCUGUGGUGAGUUUGUCUCUGGAACCUCACAAGUAUUGGAAGUACAAUGGUGUAUAUUUUCUUUUUAAACCGUGUUUUUUGUUUCUUUUGAAAUCACUUUUUAAAAAUGAUUCAUUAGACUAUAAUCAUUGUUCCCAAGUUUUGAUCACUUGAGUACUAUAUUCUCUAUUUAAUAUUUAUCUUUUUAAAUUUCAAAGUAUUUUUAAAAGAAACAAAUCCUGCUGUAAGAAGAAAGCCAGUGGCACUUUGCCAUAAAAAAAGAGUGAUCACAAAAUAAAUAAAAUUAAUACAAAAAAUGUUGCUAAGUUUUAGCUAGAUACUAAUGCCUGCCAAGGCUGUGAACUAAGAAGCCUGUACUUUGUAAAAGAGCUUGCCUGCCCAAAAUGAGACUCUGUGAAGUAAUCAGAGGGUAAAAGAACAUUCUAAAGGGAAUGACAUUUUCACUGUGAUUCAGCAUUACUUAAUUCUGUGCCAUGAGCCACCUAAAACAAUCUUAUAAUGUCAGCCAUGGUGUGGACCUGACUAUGGAAAUACUGGACCUUAUGUACCGGGAAUCAGAAGGUGACAUCCCUAGCAAUUCUGGCUAUGUUUCAGGUUUAGGGAAGUAAGCACCUAUUUGAAAAAACUAACUUUCUGAAAACAUUAGAAAGAUAUACAAGCAUUUCAAAUUAAUGAUAUAGGAACCAGAGUUCGAUUCCAUUAGUAAAAUCUGUAGCUCUCCUACUUUUGGAAGUUAUCUUCUUGAGUAAUUUUCCAUUGUUUUGAAAGAAAAGAUUCUAAAAUUGGAAUUCAUAGGGUAUUGAAAACCAGUAGGCACCAUUAUAUGUAAUUCAUGUUGGUGGGUAUGUUUAUUAAGUGGAAGAAAUAACUGGAGGGUAACGUCGUCAGGCUGCCUUGUUGGCCUGAAUUAGUAUAUGUGGGUACAGCUAGACUAUGUUUAAGAUCUUAAUUAGAACCUUGGCUCCCCUCUCCUUUUAGGAGAAUGAAAUGUAAGGAAGGCACAAAGCUUAUGUCAAGGAUUUAUUUUACUAAAAACAAUUCCAGUUCACUCUAUAUUCAUACAAGGCUGUAGAGAAAGUGUGUAUAUUCUGAAAGAGGUACCCAAGGUGUCAUAUAAUCUUAAAUCAGUGUUUGGGAUUUUGUACCUACGGAGCCAAAAAAGUAAAAGAGUUCUAAACUAAUGGCUUAAACAAAACUUUCUUGUAAAUUAUCAAUUAACCAGGAAGUUAUCAGUGUUAUCGGUUUGGUUUAGGAGCUAUCUCCUGAUCGUGGAAUUAAUUACUGAGUUACAGUGUUUGGUAUUUGGAUCCCUUCAAUAAGGACAUUUAAAAACUCACCAGCUAUUUUUUAAAGGCUUGGUUUUCUUUUUUUUUUUUUUUUUCAUUUCACCAGCUAUUUUGGAUAAAAGGAUGUUUACAUCUUAAUGUAAAAAAUGAAACAGGUAUAAAUAAUGUUUGAUGUGUACAAAUGCGUUCUUUCAUUACUUGGUGCCUACAUCCCUGAAUGAUUGCAUAGAUUUCUGUCUGUAUCAUAUCACUGACAAGAAAUUACGAAUUUGGAAAGAGAUUUUGGGCAUGUUUUUAAAGAAGUUCAUAGGCUCUCGAGAAAGAAUCACUUUGGCAUCUAAGGUAUAUGAUUAUAUUAGUCAGCUCUCCCUUUGCUGGGACACAAUACCUGACACACCUAACUUAAAGGAGGAGAGCUUUAAUUUGGCUCAUGGUUUAUGAGAGUUCGAUCCAUGGUUAGUUGAUUUCCAAAGCAGAAACAUCUUGGCAGAAGUGGUGGAGCACAACCUUCAUGGCAGCUCACCAGCAGAUCAGGGAACAAUGACAAGAAGAGGUCAAGGACCAGAUACAGGACCCCGAGCUCAUGUCUCCAUGACCAUCCAGACUCACCCAGAAGUGUGUUUUACUAAUCCCUUGGGCACCUCUAAAGCCAAUUGAAUUGACAGUCCUGCUUAACUCUCACCAUGAUACCAAUAUGUUAGAUUUAUAUUAUACUUUAACUUCUUAACAGCAAACCAGGUUUAUCUCCUUAGAAUGAAUUUUGUACUUCAAGGCAAGUAAACAGUAGCUUAUAUUAAGUGGAAGGAGACCAAGGUGAUCAGAUCUUAUUGACUUAUGCCACAUAGCUAAGCACACACAACUCUAAUCUCCUAACGUAGAGCCUUUUUCACUAAUGCGGGAUGAAUAAAGCUGAUCAAGAUUAUACUUACAGAAUAUGUUGAUUCUUGAUCAAAUCAAGUAAUUGAGGGAUUCUGAAAUCAGUGAGUCCAAGCCUGCUCCAGGUAUGGUUUAUCUUAGGUAUAAGUAUACCUUAAUAGGUAUAUAAUGUGUGGGUAUAUUUUGGUCUAAGUGGUGGAUGUGUAGCUAAGAUAAAUACAAGUAUAUUUUAUCUUAAUUUAGGAAACCAUGAAAUACUGCUUUUUUAUUGUGCCAGGAGAGCAAAAAUGCCCUUUUAUUUCUGCUUUUUUGCUCUGUAUUUGAAAUGUAUCUAAACUUUUCCCAGAGCAAUGGGAAUACAACAUACCAAGAGAAGACAUAAAAACAGUGUUAAUAAAAUAUGAACAGAAAGGGAGGAGAAACAAAAUUAAUGAAAAUGAAAAGAAGGGUUAAAGCAUUGCCACUAUUGUCACUGAUGUGAUUCUGGGACUUCCUAGAAGUUAGCCAGGUAAGCAUUGCUCUGUUAGUGGCAAGGUAGGGUGCUCUGUUCUGUAGCAUUCUGAUAAAAAGAUUCUCACUCGGACAGGGGAUAUAGCUCAGCUGCACAGUGCCUGUCUGGCAAGUGUGAGGUUGUGAGUUGAAUUCCUGGUACCAAAAAAAGAAAAAGAUUCUCAUUUGAGGGUCCUACAAAGUACUAAAUAAACAGAAUUUUUAAUUAUUUGA
Chinchilla lanigera (long-tailed chinchilla) is the source of this 4517-nucleotide messenger RNA. RefSeq names its product SEC22 homolog A, vesicle trafficking protein (gene Sec22a). NCBI's taxonomy places the organism in Eukaryota, Metazoa, Chordata, Mammalia, Rodentia, Chinchillidae. The transcript is spliced from 7 exons. Gene Ontology annotation, biological process: endoplasmic reticulum to Golgi vesicle-mediated transport. The record is from RefSeq and is a predicted model, not a curated record. Bases 127 to 1050 code for a protein of 307 amino acids.